Molecule: messenger RNA, 1665 nt
Organism: Microsporum canis CBS 113480
Lineage: Eukaryota; Fungi; Ascomycota; Eurotiomycetes; Onygenales; Arthrodermataceae
Product: NADPH oxidase regulator NoxR
Exons: 4
Coding region: 1-1665 (554 amino acids)
Molecular function (GO): protein binding
Source: RefSeq, a predicted model, not a curated record
AUGUCGUUGAAGCAGGAGAUUGAGACCUGGGUUCAGGCCCUGGCCCACUACGACAAUAACGAGUUCGAGGAUGCCAUCGCCGUCUUUGGAGGCAUCGCGGACACUUCCAAGAUCCUCUUCAACUGCGGCGUCAUCUACGCUACGCUGGGGGAACAUGUCAAGGCAGUGGACUGCUACCAGAGAGCCAUCGCCCUCGACAAGUACCUCGCCAUAGCGUACUUCCAGCAAGGAGUGUCCAAUUUCCUUAUCGGCGACUUUGAAGAAGCGCUCGCCAACUUCAACGAUACGCUGCUCUAUCUUCGAGGCAACACGACCAUCGACUACGAGCAGCUGGGCUUGAAGUACAAGCUCUACUCGUGCGAAGUCCUCUUCAACCGAGGACUGUGCUAUAUCUACCUGCAGGAGACGGAGUCUGGCAUGAACGAUCUGACCUAUGCGGCAAAGGAAAAAGCAAAACCAGACCAUGAUGUUAUCGAUGAAGCUAUUGCUGAAACUGCAGAGGGGUACACUGUGUUCUCGAUCCCGGUUGGCGUGAUAUAUCGACCGAGCGAGGCCAAGGUCAAGAACCUCAAGACGAAAGAGUAUCUCGGCAAAGCGAGACUGGUGGCUGCCUCUGAUCGAGCAAACACGUUCACCGGAUUUCAGGCCCACGAGACGAAAAUACCGGUCUUUGAGAGCUCUCGAGAUGACCGGCCGCCGGAAACGAUCUCUUACGGCGCCACGAACCUCGUGCAGAAGAACCUGGCGACCAGGAGCAGACAGCAGUCUGAACCACCCAUCAGCCGCAAUGCUUUCCCUCCUACACCACCACCGGACGAGAAGGCUGCCUCCCUCGUCCCCAGCAAUGGAUCUACAGGUAGUUUGGCCCGCAAACAGUCCCUGACAAGGGCCACUCGGCCCCCUGUUCUCGAACUUGGACAGCCCACUGGGUCUAACGGAUCACCAGCACCGGCAGUGGAAACACAAGCAAGGCCUCAGCAAGAGAAACCACGAGUUGGAACCAUACGAACGGCCUCUGAGCCACGCGGGCCAGCCUCCAGGCUCUCAGCCAUACGAUACGCUCCACAAAACGGGAAACUCCUCUUCCGCGAGACCACCGGACAGCAUCGACGUCCCAUGUCAGGCAUCGCUCCUCUGUCCGAAGAACCACAGGCCUACUACGCCAUGUACGCUGCGGGAUACCCCAACGAGAACGGCCUAGCGUCCAAAGCGACAAGACUGCCAGAAUACAUCGACGAAGAAGGCUACGAAUCCGACGCCUUCGAAGACGACUCGGGAGACUGCGUCCAAUUCGAAAUGGUCGGAAGCCGCCCUCCACCACAGCACCAAGUGUCCGGCCACCGACGCCGUGGCUCCUCCCGACGGCCUGAAAUCAAGAAGAUCCGCGUCAAAGUCCACGCAGACGCAGACACACGCUUCAUCAUGAUAACGCCCACCACCGAGUUCGCUGAGUUCGAAAACAAGAUCCGCGAGAAGUUCGGGUUCAACGGCAACCUGAAGAUCAAGAUGCAGGAUGACGGCGACAUGGUCACCCUGGCCGACCAGGACGAUCUAGACAUGCUUGUUACAGCAGCCAAGCAGGCGGCUAGAAGGGAGAAUAACGAUAUGGGCAAGACGGAGGUAAGGGUUUCGUGCAUUCCGCCUGUAGGCUUUGCAUAUACGUAA